Messenger RNA from Monoraphidium neglectum, 519 nucleotides. RefSeq lists its product as hypothetical. The record is from RefSeq and is a predicted model, not a curated record. Bases 1 to 519 code for a protein of 172 amino acids. The transcript has a single exon. NCBI's taxonomy places the organism in Eukaryota, Viridiplantae, Chlorophyta, Chlorophyceae, Sphaeropleales, Selenastraceae.
AUGAGCCCCGGCAACAGCAAGGCGCCGUCGCCGACCCCGCCGCCGUGCGCGGAGGGCGGCAACGGCGCCGCGUCCCCCGGGCCCCUGGGCGCGGAGGGAGCAGCCGGCGUCGCUCUCUUGACCGGCGACGUCUUGGAGAGGGCCGCGGCCGCGCUCGCGGGCGGCGGCGAGGGCGGCGACGGCGACGAUGCUGACGAGGACGCCUCCCCGGACGCCGGCAUGUUGGGGCUGGGGGCGACGGCGGGCGCCGCCGCCGCCGCUUCCAAAGGCGCGGGCGCGGCCGAGCGCGACAUGGAGGGCGUCGUGGCGCUCCCCGUGUCGGCGGCCGCAGCCACGGCCGCCGCCGCGGCCGCUGCGGCGCCGCGGGGGCGCGGGGGCGCCAGCCGCGGCGGCAACCCUUUCCUGGUCGAUCCGGCGGCGGCCGCGCAGGGCGACGCGGGUGACGGGGCGGGUGAGGACGGGGCCAUGUACCAGGGCAUGAAGAUCGUGGUGCGGCCCCCGCGGGGCGACAAGAAGUGA